ACAAUGCUUCGUGUCCCCCAAAGAAAAAGAUGAAACCUGAUGUAGCAGUUACAGCAAUGGUACGUUCAAGGGAAAGUGACACUACCUCCUCACAAAGUACAGCAUCUUCAAGAUGUAACAUUGGUGAUCAUAACUUAUGGGCACAACACAUUGGAGAUCUUUUGGUGUAUCUGGAUAAGUCAUUUAGAUAUGAUGGAGUACUUGGCAUUACCAUUGAUAAAACAUGGGUAAGAUUUACAUACCUUGAGGUUCCAAAAACAACCAUGAAGAAAAUUAAAGAAUCACCAGCAAAUAGACCUGGCUCUCUGAAGGUAGAGGAAGAUGAACGUCCGUUAUUUUUCUAUAGUGAACCCUACAAUUAUCUGAGUCGUGAAGAUAGAAAGAUAAUUUUCAAAGCACUUAUGCUUAUAAAGAAGAUGCAGUCUGGUUAUGAGAAGAUACAAUGAAUUGAGGCAAACAAGUUAUGCCUUGACAGGUCCUAAUUUUAAUUUGAGUGAAC
This is a messenger RNA of Saccostrea echinata, 499 nucleotides long. RefSeq lists its product as uncharacterized. The record is from RefSeq and is a predicted model, not a curated record. NCBI's taxonomy places the organism in Eukaryota, Metazoa, Mollusca, Bivalvia, Ostreida, Ostreidae. Bases 30 to 446 code for a protein of 138 amino acids. The transcript has 3 exons.